AUGUCGUCCAUUGCACGCCCUCCCGACCCUUGCUUGGUUGCCAUCGUCCUGAUCGCCCGUUCUCGUGCUGGGCCUCGUUUCGUGUUCCAUUACCCUCCCAAGCCCCUCACCGAUAAUCCUUUACGAACCCCAGCGAAACCAAGGCGCUCCUCACGGUCCAGAAGCAGACAAAGUUCGAAGGGCAACGACUCGAGUUCCAGUGACGACAGCCACUCGAGUUCCGACGAAGAUGAAGACGAUUCUCAGAGCCAAACUCACAUUCAAACCAGCCACAUCGCAGGGAGCAACGUAAACACUCGAAGGUCGAGCAAUCUUGGGGUUGAUGAUCUUUCCAACUCAUCCACAACAGGUGGUGAAAGACCAGGGUCCAUUACUUCCUCCAAGUCGCACCUGAAAAAGCGUGGUGCUCACUCCGAUGCUGAGAACGAUUCCGGUGCCGGUUCUGAUAGACAAGAGGAUCGAUCGAGAGGAGCGGAAAGCCCAAAUCGUGUUCCGUUGGAAUCUAUACUAGGACUCCCGGUAGAUGUAUGGGAGAAGCUCUUGAGUCCAUCACGCUCGUGGCAUAAACGACGUUUUGAGCUCGGUAUAAACGACCUUGCUUUCGUUGGAUGGCCAGUUUUUCUUCGUGAGGACGGAAAUUGGGUGAAACAAAAACGGAAGAAGAAGAGGAAGCAGCGCGCAGAAUGGGAGGGAGGGGAGUUUGGACAUAAUGAGACCGCAGAAGACUCACAGGAUGAUGGUGUGGAAAUGAUUGCGGCAUCAACAGAGACGUUGAGUCCGCACUCAACCGUUCCACCCAGACCUCAACUGGCAUCCGCGGGUAGCAACCGGUCGUUAAAUUUGCGCAGCGACUCUGUAGAUCCCGAUGACAAGGAUACGAUGACAAUGUUCAACGUUGUCUUCGUCCUUGACCCUCCACCGCUAGAAUAUUCGAUGCGUGUUCGGGAGGUAUACGACAAUAUCAUCAAGAAAUUUACCAAGGCGUUAAAAUGGGAGCAAUCCCGGACAAACUAUGUCUGGAAUGAAUCCCAACAUAUCCUUCACAUCAAGGAGAAGGCAAAAGAGAAGAGAACCUCACUCAACAACUUGUACUCGGACUUAGUGAACCAGUCGUCUCUUGCAAGAGCGAUUUGCACCCUAUUUACCAGCAUAUCAGCUUCAAAGAUUUCCUCGCUCACGUUAAGCCCGGAUGUGUCACUCUCCCUACAGAUUCCGCCAUUAACCUCUACACCAUAUCUCCCCGGGCAGAACGACCCUGCAUACCCGGGACUUUGGCUUACAACCGCAGAUAGCAUCAGCCCCGUGGAUGAACCCAUGACGGACCCAAACAUCACACCUCAUCAAGUGUUAGCCAAGAACUUCGCCUUACUGUUGCUAGAUAAUGAGGCAAGCAUAAUCAAAGAUGUGGAAGCGGCCGGGGGGACUUUAGCUGCGCCCCUUGUUCACUAUAUCCGCUGCUCUACCCCAACGAAGUCAUUCAUCCAGAUCUCGCAGUCCUCCGGUAUACCCCUACCUACCAUCCAGUUUCUAGCCAGUCACCUGGUCUACUGGAGAAGGGCUCGUGCAAUUCCCCCGCUCCACCAACGGGAUACCUACUUUGUAUCUCCGAACUGUGAUCUCAGCAAAUUGGAAGUCGCGUCGGCCGCUUAUAGACUCGCGUUUCCCACUCUUCCCAGUCUGCCGAAGAUGUUAUCCGCUCUUAGUGGAACACCAAGGCCUUAUGGAAACUUUAUACCAAGUAAGGAUCACAAAGCUACAUAUUUUGCUAUAUUAGCAUGGCUACUCCGCGGCGGCUGGGUCACCCAACUUCGAUCUUUCGCGAGAGUAAAAGUGACCCCCGAAGUGAAAAUGGCCGUUGAGCUGGCCAUUCGUCGAGAGGAGGUAGACAAGUACCUGAGCAGGGGUAGACCUUCGUCGGCCGUAUCAGACAAGGGGAAGUCUGCCGAGGAGGGUGAACUUGAAGGCAGUGAUAUGGACGACGGUUCGUCGUCUUCCUCGUCUUCACUUGCAAGCCACGGCAGCGGGGAUGAAACACCCAUGCCGAAUCGCUACAAAGCGGACACUGGAUUUGAUUUGUCGCAUUCCCUGCUCGACCAGAAGGCUUCGCUGACAACAUCUUCCCUGAUAAUAUUGCCUCACAAAGCCUCUCCCCUGGAAUCCCGGUGGCUGGAUGAGAUUGUAGCACGAUUCCCCGAUCAUACCACGGAUGCCGUUGCCGACGGGGAACAAGGCGGCCCCGAUGCACCAGGUGGCCACUCCGCAGCCCCAGUCCUUACAGGUUCGCUGAAAAGCGCCUGGCCAAUCUUGGUUAAAUACUUCAAUGGCUACGACGCUCUAGAAAAGAUCCCAAUUCGAGAGAAUCUGAAGCGCAAACUGGUAUCGCAGACACUAGUCCGCCUAGGAUUCGUAACUGGGCAAUCGACUAUCGAGUUGGAUACUAGGGAGCAAGUUUUGGUCUCCUUCAGACACUGGUAG
This is a messenger RNA of Aspergillus versicolor CBS 583.65, 2475 nucleotides long. RefSeq names its product nitrogen permease regulator 3 family protein. Gene Ontology annotation, cellular component: GATOR1 complex. Bases 1 to 2475 code for a protein of 824 amino acids. Lineage: Eukaryota; Fungi; Ascomycota; Eurotiomycetes; Eurotiales; Aspergillaceae. The record is from RefSeq and is a predicted model, not a curated record. The transcript is spliced from 2 exons. Gene Ontology annotation, biological process: cellular response to amino acid starvation; positive regulation of autophagy; TORC1 signaling.